AUGACCCUUAUCAGAACGAGAUAUGACGUCGAUACUGAUGGGCUCACUAUUUCCUGCAAGUCCCAUGAAUUCAAUAUUCCGGCUCAUCCUACGACUGAAUGGCUUAAGAGUAAUACUAAGCUAGAGAAGGCUGGGAUCUGGGGUGAGCAAACAGAUGCUUGGGAAUACCCGACUAGUCUUACUCAGCCAAUCUCGGACUUUCUAAACACCGAUGUUCGUCUGGUAUACAAAGGCCCAACGCCUCGCAUCCUCCGUGGUUGCGGAUCGCCUAAGCUUCUCGGCCGUACUGAGGCAACGAAGUUUGCAGACAUGAUGCCAAUCCUAGUUGGCUCUCUGGCUAGCAUCGGGGAACUCAAUGAACGCCUCAUUCAAGCGGGAGAAAACGAAAUCGAUAUCGAGCGUUUCCGGCCAAAUAUCAUCAUCCGCGGCGGCGGUGAACCUUGGACUGAGGAUAGCUGGAAGGCUCUGCGGAUCAACGAAGGCGAGGGGUCUCUUGACCUAGAUGUAGUUAGCCGCUGUCUACGGUGCCAGGUGCCAAAUGUCGAUCCUGAGACAGCUGAUAAGCACCCCCGACAGCCAUGGAACCAGCUUGUGAAGUAUCGACGGAUUGAUCCGGGUCUUAAGUUCAAACCAAGCUUUGGGAUGCUUUGCGUACCGCGGACUGAGGGUUUAGUGACAGUCGGGAUGAAGUUCAACGUCACGGCCACAACGAAUGACCACUUCUUUAUUAACCCAAUGAAGUAA
Fusarium redolens is the source of this 744-nucleotide messenger RNA. RefSeq names its product MOSC domain-containing protein. NCBI's taxonomy places the organism in Eukaryota, Fungi, Ascomycota, Sordariomycetes, Hypocreales, Nectriaceae. The coding region runs from base 1 to 744 and encodes 247 amino acids. Gene Ontology annotation, molecular function: molybdenum ion binding; pyridoxal phosphate binding; catalytic activity. The transcript has a single exon. The record is from RefSeq and is a predicted model, not a curated record.